AUGGCAACCACAGCUUGUUUUAUAAUUGUGAGCCGGAAUGACAUCCCCAUAUAUGAAGCUGAAGUUGGAUCUGCUACUAAAAGGGAAGAUGCUGCACAGAUGCAUCAAUUCAUAUUGCACGCAGCUUUGGAUCUUGUUCAGGAUCUUGCAUGGACCACCAGCGCCAUGUAUUUGAAAGCAAUUGACAGGUUCAAUGAUAUGGUGGUAUCAGUUUAUGUUACAGCUGGUCAUAUCCUUUGUAUAUGUGAUUUUAAAUGCUAUAGAGACAAGAAGACUGGAGAAAAUGGAGAAUGA
This is a messenger RNA of Dovyalis caffra, 294 nucleotides long. The record is from the annotation of a GenBank genome assembly. Lineage: Eukaryota; Viridiplantae; Streptophyta; Magnoliopsida; Malpighiales; Salicaceae.